AUUACUCCUCCUGUAAAUUGGGGUAUUCGAAUUGUCCCGGAGAAGAAGGCUUAUGUGAUCGAACGAUUUGGAAAGUAUGUGAAGACACUUCCCUCGGGAAUUCAUUUUUUGAUUCCAUUUGUCGAUCGCAUAGCUUAUGUGCAUUCCUUGAAGGAGGAAGCUAUUCCUAUUCCGGACCAGUCUGCUAUCACAAAGGACAAUGUCAGCAUUUUGAUAGAUGGGGUGCUUUAUGUUAAGAUAGUGGACCCCAAGCUGGCAUCUUAUGGAGUUGAGAGUCCCAUAUAUGCUGUUAUUCAGCUUGCUCAGACUACAAUGCGUAGUGAGCUUGGGAAGAUUACUCUUGACAAAACAUUUGAGGAAAGAGAUACGCUGAAUGAGAAGAUAGUGGAGUCUAUCAAUGUAGCUGCAAGGGACUGGGGACUGCAGUGCCUUCGAUAUGAAAUAAGGGAUAUUUCUCCCCCUCGUGGGGUGAGAGCGGCUAUGGAGAUGCAAGCUGAAGCAGAACGCAAAAAGAGAGCUCAAGUUCUUGAGUCUGAAGGAGAAAGGCAGGCCAACAUCAAUAUUGCUGAUGGAAAGAAGAAUGCAGUUAUAUUAGAAUCUGAAGCUGCAAAAAUGGAUCAAGUUAACAGAGCGCUAGGUGAAGCUGAGGCCAUCCUCGUAAAAGCCCAAGCAACAGCCAAAGGACUCGCUCUUGUGUCACAGGCCCUCAAAGAAAGUGGAGGUGUCGAGGCUGCUAGUUUGAGAAUCGCUGAGCAGUAUGUACAAGCCUUCAGUAAUAUUGCCAAAGAGGGCACCACAAUGUUGCUUCCGAGUUCAGCGGCAAAUCCAGCUAACAUGAUGGCUCAAGCCCUUACUAUAUAUAAGAGCCUCAUUGGCAAUGUCUCUGGCGGUGAAGCCAGAACUAGUGGAUUAAAUGAAGGCAUACAGGAGGGCAAUCUGGCAGCAGAAAUCGGGGGAGAUAACAACCAAACUGUUAGAGUUAGUGACGAAGUUGAAAAUGGGAGCCCAGGAUUUUCUCUACAGAGCCCCAAGAAUGCGGCAUAGUAAAUUGAUUUAACCAACCUAGUGAAGGGUUUCCUUUCUUAUGGCUGUAGGUUUCUUUUUCUUCUUUUGGGUGAGAGGACACUGUACCUGUACCAGUACAGAGGCCACUCGAAAUUCAUUCUCUAUCCAAUAUUGUUUCUUACGAGUCUUAUCUUAUGCUGGGGCUGCGGGAUUGCUUCAGAUUCAUUGGCGCAAAAGCAUUUCUUAUUUCAUCAAGAAUGUCUGUCUAUCUUGACAAAUUCAUAUAAGCUCACUGUUUCGACAAUAAAUAUUUUAAUUUCUAUUCAUUUCAA
This is a messenger RNA of Cucurbita pepo subsp. pepo (vegetable marrow), 1337 nucleotides long. RefSeq lists its product as uncharacterized. Lineage: Eukaryota; Viridiplantae; Streptophyta; Magnoliopsida; Cucurbitales; Cucurbitaceae. Gene Ontology annotation, cellular component: membrane; mitochondrion. Gene Ontology annotation, biological process: mitochondrion organization. The record is from RefSeq and is a predicted model, not a curated record.